GAGAGGUGGCGGUGGUUUUGUACGGUGUAGAAAAGAGGGGUUAAGUGAGCCGUGCCGGGCCGUAGAAGCGAGCUAGCGGUGGCGCGGCCCGUGCUCGUGCCAUAGGGCCUCUGCCAGGCAGUAGUGCAAUCGUUUACAAGAUGGCAGACGGUCCGUCCGCGGAAGACGCGGCCACCGACCUAGGGGACAGUGAUUCUCGUUUAACGAGGGAGCGACACAAACGUCAGGACGCAUCGUGUUCGAUGACGUCCUUGAGCACGGGUCAGGAUAUCUCGAGACGCAUCCACGAAGACGCUUUGGUGCCUGAAAAUCAUCCUCAUCAUCCUCAUCAUCGGCAUCAACAUCGUCUUGCCCGUCGGAAUUAUCAUACCAAUCCUUAUCUCCCUCGUCGGAAUCCUAGUAGUGCUAAUAGUAAUAACAACAACGGCAAUAGCAACAACAACUAUCAUCUUCACCAUCAUUAUCAUCGUCGCGAGCACGAGGACGAGGAGGUGGACGGUAACGAGCGUGUUAGUAAAAAUGAGAGUGGUAGUGGUGGUUGUGUUGACACGAUGUGCAUUGCUCCGUUUACGUCACCGACCAGUGACGACUAUGACGACUACGACGAAGACGACGAGGACGAUGACGAGGACGAAGAAGAGGAGGACGAGGACGAGGACGAGGAAGAAGAGGAAGAGGACGAGGUAGAAGAGAAGAGAGUGAACGGGAAGAAAGGUGUGACGAAAAAGUGCCGUGGCGGUGUUCGAAUAGAUUUAAUAAAGACAGUGAAAAAUGAAGAGAGCGAUAGCGAUAAUAGUAAUAGUAACAGUAACGGUAGUAGUAAUAAUAAUAGUAGCAGCAGUGGUGGCGAGGGUGGCGCGAUGACCGGUCACGCGACGCGCGGUGACAAUGCCGGGUGCUCGGUCGGCGACGGUCGACGGUCGAGGUCCGCGGUCGUCGCAGCUUUCCUCGACGCGAAUCCACCGAACGAACGUGCGAGCAAAAUGAACGAGUGCCGCGUACAUCGCGACAACGACGAAGACGAGGACGAGGACGAGCACGAGCACGCGUUAGAAAAAGCCAACCGUCUCGGAUGUGAUAAGAGUAGUAGUAGCGAGGCCGGCAGAGACGAGGACGCCGCACGAAAAACGACGGACGGCAUUGCUAGUGAUGGUAGUAGUGAUGGUGGUAGUAGUAGUAGUGGUAGUGGUGGUGCUGCUGCCGCUGCUGCUGUUUCUGCUUCUGGUGGUGGUGCUGCUGGUGCCGCUGGUGUUACUGCAAAUGGCCUCGUUGCCGGCAGGCAUCAGGGCAGCCCUUUCAAGGGACAGGUUAGGACGGCCGAGGACACCCUCGUCGGCCCUUGCGGCAAGAAGCGGUGCGCCGAUCGAUACGACAGCUCCGAGAGUUCUGACAGUGGCGUGGCCGUGUCCUGCGGGGAGUGCAGCAGCAGCGGUACCAGCGAUAUCACGGAGCCGGGUUCCCCGUGCAGCACCAGCAGCGACGAAGGGGUAGCGAUACGUGGCGCGUCUGCCAGUCCACUUCCGUCCCUACCCAAGCUGGCGCCGUCCUCGCAGAUCAGUACCAGGCCCCAGUGGCCCUGGACCCCGCCGUUGGCGGCCACCGCGUGCUCGACCUACAAGAGGCUCAGAGGCGAGCCCGAGGCUGGCACCCUCCCGAGGUCCGGGGCCGCGGAUCCCAGCUUCAGGGGUACCACCAAGUCCAACGGUGGCAAACCCAACGCUGGUCACCAUCAUCAUCACGAGUCUCAGGGCAAGAUCACCGAGUACUUCAAGACUCAAAUCAAACCUCAGCAACCUAAGAUCAAGAAGAACAGCGAGGCCAUGUCCGUGCUGGUGGCGAAGAGCUCGACGGAAUUUCGGAGGCCGCCCACGGUACAGAGGAACAAGGGCGGAUUGGCCAAGUAUCUGGGUACCGUGACGCCGAACGGACGAACCACGUCGACCAACGACUGGGAAGCGAGAACGAUGACAAUGUCGCCACCACCUACGAAGAAGCCGUCGCUGGUGAUCGUACCGAGGACCAAUGGUAAGAUGGACAAGAAGUUGCCCAAGCCAGUGCCCAGUUUACCCAUCUCGAACGACGUACUGAAGAACAUACCGAGUUGCAAGAUCUCGUCACUCAGGUUAACCACUUCGGAAGCAGCUUCCAAUGCGAAAAACAGUUCGCCAACGUCUGUGCCGACUCCUUCUCUCACCAACGAGACAACAAAUCUCGAUUUUAAAGGUUGCAUUCUAUCCAAGCCGCACGUUAACGAGAACAACAACCUGACAAACGGUUGCGGCGGCAUUUUGGGUUCGCUGAGGUCCCAGACCAGCCAGGACCCGUUCACGAGGUUAUCCGUGACCGAGGAUACCGAUGACGGUAAGGAGAGACAGGUGAGAGCAGCGGACGAGGACGACGUGGAGGAAGAGGAGGAAGAUUCGAGAAGUAGCGAGUCUAAGGCGCCCCUAUCGCCGAUACUCUCUGCGCCAACCACCAUACGAUUUCCUGCCAGGGAACCGGAGAAAGACAGGCAACACGGUACCGAUAGCGGGGUCUGUCGAUGGGACAAGUGCGACGAGAACUUCGAGUCCAGCAGCGAGCUUCUAGAACAUUUACAGGUAGCGCACAUCAACACGCAAACCGGAGGCGACAAUUUCGUGUGUCAGUGGCAAGGCUGCAAGGUCCAAGGGAGGACUUCCUGUUCGCGGAGGUGGCUGGAACGACACGUGUUGUCUCACGGAGGCAACAAACCCUUCCCGUGCAUAGUCGACGGCUGUGGCAGCAGAUUCAGCUCUCAGACCGCUCUCGAGAGGCACGUGAACGGGCACUUCAAUCAACCGGAAACCAGCAACAAUAACGCGAAACGGAGCUGCGAGAGCGGUGGGAAGCUGGUGAGAAGAAACGGCAAACGUCUUCGAUACAGGCGACAACCUUGGUCAGCGAGACUCUUCGAUUAUUUCGACUCCGGAGUGAUGGAGGGUCUCCAGCACAGGUUACUCCAGCUGGCAAAGUCGAGGACGCAAGGUCGUCUCGCGGAGACACCAGGAAAUUCGAUGGCCCUAACUAGUCAAGUAUUAGCACGAAGAGUAGAAUUGGACGGAAAGACUAAAGUUUUAUUACGGUGGUACCCCCCGGACAUCGAGCCAGACGAGUGGGUAUUGGAGUCCGAAGUACAAAGCACGAAAAACGUAGGGAUACGAAAAGUUGCGUCGUCUCACCCGGAAGAAGUGAGUCUGGCUCUAUAUUCGGCGGUAAACGGCGGCACGCCGCCAUUGAUGCGACUGAAGCAGCGCCGGAAACCGGUUAAGAACUCGUGAUAAUGCCCAUCACGGUGAUCGAGAACAAGCGUGACGAAGUAGCGACGACUAAGCCAGAAAAUGAAUAGGGACGAGUCCUGUAUCAGGACGAUUGUGCUUUCUGGUCCGGACAGAGAGAGAGCCUGGCGAGAUUAACCGGAACCUGAACGUGUCGAGAGGAGGACCGGGCUAUGACGUCCUCUGUCUGCAAGAGGAGGAGACGCACGGUACGGAGUAUAGAUGGAUAUGCAAACGAGUCCAUGGCGAAACGGAGAACCGAUAUUCGAGAAAGAUACUACGCAAAGAUCGGGACGAAUCUGUGACGAGCUCCAGAGGGUUUGCAUCGCAAGCGAGGACAGGAAGAGAGGGGGAGACAAAUAACGGACAAACAUUAAGAAUGUAGCUAAGCAUACCCAAAGUGGGGGGAAAGAGGAAUACAUUCUAAUUUAUUUAGCCUAAAUCGAACGAUCGUUAGGUGAUAUAU
Messenger RNA from Eufriesea mexicana, 3762 nucleotides. It is a transcript of the gene jing, whose product is annotated as AE binding protein 2 jing. Lineage: Eukaryota; Metazoa; Arthropoda; Insecta; Hymenoptera; Apidae. The record is from RefSeq and is a predicted model, not a curated record. Gene Ontology annotation, biological process: regulation of transcription by RNA polymerase II. Bases 141 to 3299 code for a protein of 1052 amino acids. Gene Ontology annotation, cellular component: ESC/E(Z) complex. The transcript is spliced from 9 exons.